AGGUGUGGCUGGAUGGGAGAACUUGAUCACUCACCAUGGAGCUGUUCAGUAACCAAAGCUUCCUCCACCCCACCGUCCUUCUCACUGGCAUCCCAGGGCUGCAGGCCAGAAAUAUUGGGGUCUCCAUCCCUUUCUGCUUUGCCUAUGCGGUUGCUCUUUUGGGGAAUGGCGUUGUUCUCCUAGUGAUCGUGAAGGAUCAGAGCCUCCACAAGCCCAUGUACCUCUUCCUCUGUAUGCUGGCUGUGAGUGAGCUGGGGGUCUCCCUGUCUACCCUCCCCACAGUGUUGGGCGUCUUCCUGUUUGAUGCCAGGGAGAUUGGGCUGGAUGCGUGCCUCAGCCAGAUGUUCUUCAUCCACUCCUUCUCCAUCAUGGACUCUGGGGUCCUCUGGGCGAUGGCCCUGGAUCGCUUCAUAGCCAUUUACAACCCUCUGCAAUACACCACCAUCCUGACAAAACUUAGGAUCAUUUUGUUGGGAUCUGGGAUUGCCUUGAGGAGCAUUCUCCUGAUGACCCCACUGCCUCUACUCCUGAGGAGGUUGCCGUUUUGCAGGUCCAAUGUGCUUGCUCAUCCUUACUGUCUGCACCCCAAUUUAAUCCAGCUCCCCUGUGCAGACACAACCAUCAAUAACCAAACUGGUCUGUUUGUUGUGCUCUCCACAUUUGGCCUCGAUUCCUUGUGCAUCGUCUUGUCCUACGUGAUGAUCCUCAAGACCGUGCUGAGCAUGGCCUCCAAGGAAGGCCGUUUCAAGGCCCUGAACACCUGCGUCUCCCACAUCUGUGCUGUCGUGCUCUAUUACACCCCAAUGAUCGGUGUUUCCAUGGUGCACAGGUUUGGCAGGCAUAAUUCUCCAAUGCUGCACUCUCUGAUGGCCAACAUCUAUCUCCUGGUUCCUCCCAUUCUGAACCCCAUCAUCUACAGCAUCAAAACCAAAGAGAUCCGCAAGGCCUUUGGCAGGUUUUUGUCUCAACAGAGACUGAUCUGAAGUGUUAAAGUGUGUUGUGAUAUCCUCAAGAGCAUUUAUGGCUUCUCAAGCUCAGCAGAGUGAAGUUGAGUGACCAUUUUGUUUUCCCUCUUUUCCAAAGUUACUGGCGUUUUUUAAAGCACAUCCACACACAGAGUAGAUUCUUUACAAGCUUGUAUUUCUAUUCUUUACUUGUUGUGCACCACGUCAUUGUGAAAUGGUACUAGAAAGGAGUGUUCUGCAGAGGGUCUGUGCAUUGGAUCACAUGGCCUGACUCUGUGGAAGCAUCAGCUUCUGAGCAUCUACUGAGACCUGCGAGUGUAGGGUGGUAUAUAAAUUUAAUAAUAAUACUUCCCACAUAUCUUUGACAAUGCCCAAAAGACCUCUUAUGUUGCAGCCAUAAAGUCAUUAG
This is a messenger RNA of Podarcis muralis (Common wall lizard), 1374 nucleotides long. RefSeq names its product olfactory receptor 51I2-like. Gene Ontology annotation, biological process: G protein-coupled receptor signaling pathway. Lineage: Eukaryota; Metazoa; Chordata; Lepidosauria; Squamata; Lacertidae. Gene Ontology annotation, cellular component: plasma membrane. Gene Ontology annotation, molecular function: olfactory receptor activity; G protein-coupled receptor activity. The record is from RefSeq and is a predicted model, not a curated record.